This is a messenger RNA of Aphis gossypii (cotton aphid), 4272 nucleotides long. It is a transcript of the gene siz, whose product is annotated as IQ motif and SEC7 domain-containing protein 1. Gene Ontology annotation, biological process: actin cytoskeleton organization; regulation of ARF protein signal transduction. The coding region runs from base 666 to 3182 and encodes 838 amino acids. Gene Ontology annotation, molecular function: protein binding; guanyl-nucleotide exchange factor activity. The transcript has 9 exons. The record is from RefSeq and is a predicted model, not a curated record. NCBI's taxonomy places the organism in Eukaryota, Metazoa, Arthropoda, Insecta, Hemiptera, Aphididae.
AAGGUUACCGUAUACCGCGCGCUGACCAACAGCGCCGCCGCCGAUCCCUCCCAGCGAGUGGGCACGUGAGAUAACGUAGCCGUCGCCGUCGACCGUCUUACAGUCAGGCGCGACGGACGUCGGGGUACACGACUGCGCGACACACACACGGCGCGCGUUAUAGUUUAGUUUUUUUAUUAUUAUUAUUAUUAUUGUAAUAUUUACAUAAAUCGUUUGUUAUUGUUCGUCGUGAUUAUUUUGUUAUAGUCGUCGUGUUUUUAAGUCCAAACGACCGUCGCUCUCUGUUUUACAUACAAUAAUAACGUUAUACGGUCGAACGGCCUGCUUAUAUAAUAAUAAUAAUAAUAAUAAUAACAAUAAUAUCAGUUGUUGUUGUUGUUGUUAUCAACACGGUGGGACGGUAACUCACCGAAGUCAUUCCAUCUCGGCCGUGUUUUGUUUGGGUCGCCCAUUCGAUCGUUGUUUUUUUUUUUUUUUUUUUUUUUAUGUCGUCCAGCCGCUCUGGUUGACCGCCGACCGAGGCGUUUCCGCGAGAUCGACGUCCACGACCGCCCUGGCAUCGUACUCGUCGUUUCGACAUCCGUUCGACGGCAAGCGUCUCUCCGAGUUGCCGCCCUCGCGCCCUCCGACGGGGAGUGCUAUUAUGUGACAGCGGUCGCUGGGACAUGUCCGACGACAACAAGCGAUUACAAAAGCCCACCAAUGGAUUGGGCUGCCAUCAGGUGCACGGCGGUCACGCGACGUACGACGUUGGCAUUCCGUUGGAGGAGAGCAUGGACAUCAUCAAUCAACAGUGCCAAGAGAUUUACGAAUUGAGGACACAGUUGAACCUGGUGAUGAAUGAGAGGGACAUGUUGCUCAACGAAGUCGGCCGUCUCAAAUUUGAUAUGGAACUCUACGAUCAGCGCAUGAUGUCCCAGGACACCACCACCAGAGAAGACAAGUAUGAUAAAAGCAAUAAUCGAAAUUUUUUGAACCAAUGUGAACAAUAUAGUCAUUGGACUGGAACAAUGUCCAAAAAUAACAUGGUUCAACCAGAACCAUUUCAUACAUCUGCUUCGUAUGAGUUAUCACAAGAUUUGAUUGAAAAGCAGAUUGAGUUAUUAGAAAGAAAAUAUGGAGGCGACAAAGCCAGACAAGCUGCACUAGUCAUUCAACGAGCAUUCAGACAUUACAUGCUGGUUAAAAAAUUUGCUCACAUCACAGCAAUGGCAAAAGCUGAAAAACGACUUAGUAAACGAUUAGAAGAUACCCAAAGUUUACGAUCUCAUGAUAGUCAGUUGAGUGUAAGGUCAGGGUCAUUAAGAGAACGACGAUCAGGUUACUCACCGACCAAGUGUAACUCUCUGCCACGUUCUAGAUCUGGACGAUGUGAUUUAAAUUAUUAUUACAGCUUGGAAUCUUCAUGUUCUCAUUUCUACUCAAAUAAUUACUCUUAUAAUGAUAUGAAAGGAAACAAUAUCGGUACAAUGAACCCAGAGACAGGAUCUGAACAAUUUUUUUUCCAAGAUGAUAUCACUAGUCAAGUGGCACAUCAAAUGAUGCCAAACUUUUUAUGUGGAAACAGCCAUAACAAUAGUUCAGACACAUAUAGACAAGCACAUUCUGGUUCUGAUUGUAAUCAGUAUGGGAGCAGUAGCUCUUCAUCAUGUAUGUUUUCAGGGAGCUCAACGGGGUACCCUUCUAACAUUUCCAAAAAUAAAGUUCCUCCCGAAGUUCCAAAACGAACUUCAUCAAUAUCGUUUCGCUCUUUACGGGAACAGCAUCAAAACAUAGCAGCCGGUACACUGAACAAAAUGUCAGAUAGUGGUAGCUUAUCAAGUGUUCAAUCUUCUGGUAGCGAUGGUAGUCUUUCUAGUCAGUCACAUAAUUUAAAUCAAACAAAUUCUUCAGUUGACUCUUCCAUGUUGUCAAAUUCUAUAGUGUCUUGGAAUAAAAAAUCACAGAUUUCUGAUGUGAUUAGAAAACGUCAAUAUCGUAUUGGUCUCAAUCUCUUUAAUAAGAAACCUUCCAAAGGUAUUGUUUACCUUGUACGUAAAGGAUUCUUGGACAACGCCCCUCAUGCAGUUGCAAGGUUUUUAAUAUCUCGUAAAGGCUUAAGUAAACAAAUGAUUGGUGAAUAUUUAGGAGAUUUACAAAAUUCAUUUAACACUGCUGCCUUAGAGUAUUUUGCUCAAGAAAUUGAUCUCUCUGGUAUGCAAGUGGAUGUUGCUCUACGCAAGUUCCAAACUUAUUUCCGUAUGCCUGGCGAAGCACAAAAAAUCGAAAGAAUCAUUGAAGUUUUUAGCCAUAGAUAUUGCCACUGUAACAGAGAUGUUGUGGCAAGAUUGAGAAACUUGGACACUGUAUUCAUAUUGGCAUUUGCAAUUAUUAUGCUUAAUACUGAUUUGCACACUCCUAAUCUAAAACCAGAACGUCGAAUGAAAAUGAACGAUUUUAUAAAAAAUCUAAGAGGUAUUGAUGAUUGUUGUGAUAUUGAUCGAGAUAUGUUAGUUGGAAUUUAUGAGCGAAUUAAAGCAAAUGAAUUCAAACCUGGAUCAGAUCACGUUACUCAAGUGAUGAAGGUGCAAUCAACAAUAGUGGGCAAAAAACCAAAUUUAGCUUUGCCACAUCGUCGGUUAGUGUGCUAUUGCAGACUAUAUGAAGUAGCUGAUAUUUAUAAAAAAGAGCGACCUGGUGUUCACCAACGAGAGGUAUUCCUCUUUAACGAUCUUCUAGUCAUUACCAAAAUACUUUCAAAAAAGAAAAAUUCAGUAACCUAUACAUUUCGUCAAAGUUAUCCAUUAAAUGGUCUUACUGUUUCUUUAUUUCAAAUGCCAUAUUACCAAUUUGGAAUUAAACUUACUCAACGUUUAGACAACCGUCUAUUGAUAACAUUUAAUGCACGAAACGAUCAUGACCGUUGUAAAUUUGUGGAAGACAUUCGAGAAUCAAUAUGUGAAAUGGAUGAAAUGGAAAAUUUGAGAAUAGAGUCUGAACUCGAGCGUCACAGACAUGGUCAUAAUAAUCGAUCAGUUAAUAGCAAUUCGGAAAAUCGAGAUAGUGGAGUUGCUGAUAUUGAUCUGGGUCCAUUGCCCUCUCCGCCAGUGCGUAGUCCCAAACAACAUCCAGAUGAUACAUUUGAAAACGGCUCGCCUUCACAGCAGGCUACACCAAAACGAGCUGCAUUGACUGUUACUUGAUAAUAUAACUAAAUUUAUUUUUAACAUACUAAGAAACUUACUUUUAUAGAGCACCACCAUAUUUUUAUUUGUUUUUUUUUUUUAUUUAAUACACCUAUUUUAUUAUAUAAUAUAUUUUGUUCAUUAUUUUUUGGCAAUAAGUCAUCAGUAUUAAUAUUCUAUGACAAAUUAAUUAUUAUUACAUAGCUAAUAGUGUGGUGCAGACUUAGUCAACCGUAUAGCACAAUCAGUAAUGUAAUUACCAAAAUGUUGAGAAUGUUAUACCUUUUAUUAUACAUAUAUUUUAUACAGAUCUGUGCUCGAGUAAGAAUAUGACCAUUUGCACUUAUUGGCCAGCAAAAAAUAACUUUCUUUAUCCGUGCUCUGUCAUCAACACUAGUAUACAGAUCUCGCGUAAUUAUUAUUUACAUACUGUACAGUGUACACCAUGUUCAAGUAACACACAAUCUAUGACGGUGUUCUUAAACACGCGGCCUGCGAGCCCUCUCGAUGUGGCCCGUAAUGAGUAUUUGUUUCUUCAAACAUUUUGAUUUUGAUUUUGUUUAUUUUAGAUUUAGUAUUAAAAUAAGUAAACAAAAGUAUUUUGCCCGUUUACCUUUGAAAUCAAUAUAUAUAGCCCGUUGGUAAUUUGAGUUUGAUACCACUGAUCUAUGUGAAAUUGGUCGUGCAUAAUAAAAGUACAAAUGGACACUUGUCAUAUUCUUAUUCUAGUGUGAAUGUUAUCUAAAGAUUAAAAAACUUCAAUACAUUUUCUUUUAUUAAUAUUUAAAUCUGUAAUCAUUAAAUGUUUUACAGAUAUGAGGUAUGUGACUAUUUAUGCACCACACUGUAUAUUAAAUUAUACAAGUAUACACAACUUUUUUUUACUUGUGUUACAUUUUUAUAAAGUCAAAAUGUUUUAAUAUUUUUAACUAGAUUUGCCGUGUCCUUGCUUUUGAAUUAUAACCUUUAAAAACAUAUUUAUAACUAUUGUCUUUUAAUGUAACAAUUUUAUGUGUAAUUAUUUUUCUUUGUCAUUUGUAUUUAUAUAGUGAAAUGUCAAUAUUUUUGACAAUUUUUAAUAUAAACGUCAAAAUGGCUUAUUAUUGGA